AUGGACGCAUUUCUUUCCCAACCAACAUCACAUUCUCAUGCUCCCCAACCUGAUCGUAUUCCGGCUAUUCAAUUACAGAACGAAAUUAAAGCUCGUGCUGCGACGACAGAUGAAUCUACCAGCUCAAUUCUUCAUUCGGCCUUCCGAACAUACCCUCUAAGUGCUGUUGGUACACUUCCAAAAAAUGACACACUUAUUCUCACAAUCCGACGACAACGAACUGUUGAAACAGUCGAUGCUGAUGGUCGUUUACCAGAAAAUUUAAAGAAGACAUAUCGUAGUGAAGAUUUCAUCUUACACGAAGAUGAACAUUUAAUUAUCUUCACAACAAAAACUAAUUUAUCAAUUCUGAAACAAAACAAACAUUGGUUCGCUGACGGAACAUUUAAGGUAUGUCCGGAUGAUUAUUAUCAACUUUUUACAUUACACGCAAUGAUGACGAAUGCAAUUAUUCCUCUCGUCUAUGGAUUGUUAAUUGGUAAGAGCAACGAUGAUUACAAUCAAUUUUUUGAAAAAUUAUUCGAACAAGACAAUUUUCAACCUGAAUCGGUUAUGACUGAUUACGAAGGCGGCACAAUCAAAUCAGUCAAAGAGAUGUUACCUAACGUUCUACACAAGGGAUGUCUCUUUCAUUUUUCACAAGCGGUAUGGCGACAAGUUCAAAACAAAGGAUUGGUCACAAAAUAUAGAGAAGAUGAGUCCUUUCGUUUAAAAAUAAAAAAGUUAAUUGCUCUUGCUUUUCUUCCAGUAGAUGACAUCACAACUGCAUUUAACUUAAUUGUCGAUGAAUUCGAUGAAGAGGCCGACGAUCUACUUGAAUAUUUUGAAAAAACUUGGAUUGGUGAACCAAAAAGAAGAGGAACUGGUCGAAAGAAGCCUCUUUUUGAUCACAAAUUAUGGAAUAUUCAUGAUCGAGUUACCGCUGCUGUACCUCGUUCAAACAAUUCGGUGGAAGGCUGGCAUAAUGCAUUUGCCAAUCGUGUCUCAAUUAGUCAUCCAACGAUUAUCAAGUUAACAGAGAAAAUUCGUCGUGAACAAUCCAAAUUCGAAGUUGAUAUAGCGAAGAUUCUUCAAGGUCAUGAUAUCAAGACGAAGAAAGCAUGUUAUCGAAGAUUGGACGAACGUAUUACUCGACUGGUCAAUGCUUACGAUUCAUCUCAACUGGACCAAUUCUUAACAAAUAUGGCAGCCAAUGUUACUAUGUAG
This is a messenger RNA of Rotaria sp. Silwood1, 1206 nucleotides long. Lineage: Eukaryota; Metazoa; Rotifera; Eurotatoria; Philodinida; Philodinidae. The record is from the annotation of a GenBank genome assembly.